AUGUCGCCGGAAGUCCUGGCUGAGCUGCUGGCUGCGCCAGCUCUUGCAGCGCCGGAGGGAGUCACGCCGAACUUCGACAACCCUCCCAAUAAAAAUGGAUUGGCCUGGUUUGUGACAACAUUGUGCAUGGUCGUGGCGACGAUAUGUCUCUUUCUUCGCUUAUUUGUGCGUCUGUGGCUGGAAAAGAAGCUUCGUGUUGAAGAAUUCUUGGUUAUUCUUGCAUAUGGCGCCUACUGGGGCACGGCCUAUGCAGGCUACGCUUUGAUCUAUACCCCUGGCUACUACGUGCACACUUGGAAUCUUCAUAACGAAGAUCUGAUACGACCCCUUUACCUGAUCCUCAUCUACGGUUGCUGUUAUUCAGCCACUCUGCCAUUGAUCAAAACAGCCAUCCUGAUGGACUGGUGUAGAAUAUUCGUUCCCAUCGAAAGAUCAAAAAAUCUGUUCUGGGCCGGUUGUAUGGUCGUCAUAUUUCUUCAGUGUGUCUGGGGGCUCCUUUGCAUUAUCCUUCUCAAUAUGCAGUGCCGCCCACACGAGGCUAUCUGGAAAUUCUACCUUCCGAGCAAAUGCUACUCACUGCCUGAUGUCAUGCUCACGUCGGCAAGCGUCCAGGUCGUCUCUGACAUUGCAAUGCUCCUGCUGCCUCAGCGAAUUAUUUGGGGCUUACACAUGAACUGGCAAAAAAAGAUCGGUGUCUCCAUAAUCUUCAGCGCGGGUAUUCUCGCCUCCGUGGCAGCAUGCUUCCGACUAGCCCAUACUGUCACUUUCUCUCAAGAUUCUGACAGCAUGUACCUCAUCGGCCCACUUCUGUUCUGGGCCUGCGCCGAAAUGGCCUGUGGAUUCUUCAUCUUCAGCGUACCCUGCCUCUCCAAACUCAUCAUGGAAUCCGGCCUUCCAUCCAAGGUGAAAACCUCUCUCGGUUUCGGCAGUAGGUCCAAUGAGGCUUCAAAUAAGAACUCGGGCUCCGGUCCCCGAUACGGGUCGCGUCUGAUUUCUAACCCCUCGAUCUCCAAGCCUUGGGUGUCUACUGAUUCCAAAUGGUCUAAGAUUCAGGAGGACAGUAUUGCCCUGCAAGACGCUGGAUCAGAGUCUCAGACACAUCUGCAUAACGAUGUUUAA
This is a messenger RNA of Penicillium pulvis, 1119 nucleotides long. RefSeq lists its product as uncharacterized. The transcript is spliced from 5 exons. The coding region runs from base 1 to 1119 and encodes 372 amino acids. The record is from RefSeq and is a predicted model, not a curated record. Lineage: Eukaryota; Fungi; Ascomycota; Eurotiomycetes; Eurotiales; Aspergillaceae.